GGAGAGAGAAGAGGGUGGAGCUACACAACGUGACAUCCUAACUGAGGUAGUAUAAAUAGGAGGUGGUGCCAGAUUCUCCUGUGGGUAAAGGAAUGAAGGGCUACAUGCUGCAACUUACUGCUCAUAGGAGUCUGUAAGUGACAUUGAAAUGAAUCUUUAAGACUCUUAUAGUCUCAGAACUGCACAAAUAUUAAGUAUAACAACAAUUUUGCUCUUUUGUUUUUUAUUAUUUAAAUGCCUGAUGUAAAACUGACAUGAUAUUUUUUUCUGUUUUCUAGAAUCCCAACCAAGCACUGAGGAGAAUAAUCCCAUCAGAAGAUGUCCAGCACAAGUGUGGUUCCUGUGGUUGGUGUUGGAUCGAUGGCUCAGUCGGCCGGACUUGUGGAGAUUGCCGUGAGGCUGUGCUUGAACCAGCGUAAAGAACUGUGUCCUCAUGUCUGGGUUCCCAUCCUCAAGCCCCAGCGACCUUGCAUCCGGCCUCCGCUUUCAGACCAGCUGUCGUCUGACAUCUUGAGCCAGACUUACCUCAGCCAUCCUUUCUCAUCCCUCUUCGGCGACUUAGACGACGACCUCGACGAUGAAAUUUUCAUCCCCACGAAGAACAAACGCGUGGUUUUCGCGGACUCACAGGGCUUGUCUCUGACGGCCGUGCGAGAAUUCUCCGACGACGAAGAAGAGCAGUCUGACCUCGACUUGCUGCCGUCGCUGCAGGGUUUGGGGAGCAUGACAGAGGAUGGCUACAGCUGCACCGUCAGCACCUGCUGCCCAGGAACACGCCUCAAACUGGACUUCCCACAGCCCUCAGCAGAUUUCCAUGCCUUCCGUGCCAAGCUGGCAGAGAGCAUGGUGAUCCUGGAGAACUGCAGCGUGAGCGAGCAGGCCCUGCAAGGCACCGUCCGGGUCAGGAACAUCAGCUUCCAGAAAGAUGUGCGAGUGCGCAUCACCUUCGACUCGUGGCAGAGCUACAGAGAUGUUCACUGCACGCACCUGCAGAAACGCUUCGGGGGACCCCAGACGGACAUCUUUGAGUUUGACAUUGCCAUUCCCAACGUGCUAGAUGCCAAAAGGAAGAUAGAGUUCUGUUUGUCUUACUUGCCAGGAGGGGGGAGUGAGGCUUUUUGGGAUAAUAACGGCGGACAAAAUUACAGCAUUACUGUGUGCGUGAGCUCACACCUCUGCCACGGGAAGAAUCUAAGUGAAAGGGCAUGACUUACUCCAGUCAGGAGCAUCUCUAUUUAUAUCAUGCAUACUGCGACAGCCGUGGGUGAAAGUGCAGUGGGUAUUUUUUCAUUACAUUUGCAUCGUUUUUUACUCUGAACUGGUGUUUUUUUUCUCAUGUUUAGACAUCUCAGCAGCUGCUCUGUAUAAAAGUAAGUCUACUACAGGUCAGUUUUGUUGUAUUCAGUUUCCUUUUCCAGUUUCCUUUCACGGUUCAGACUGUUGUCAUGUCCUACAUUUUGGCCACUCACCAGCAAAUGGAUUGGUCUUGUGCAAAAGGGACGGGGAUUCCUUUCACUCUGGGCAUUUGUGGAUUCACAUAUAGGUCAGACAUAACUGGGCUGUAACAAAUAGAAUCCCCAUAGGAAGAACGAAGCUAAUCUUAGCUCAGGAAUGUUUGCAGCUGAGGUGUGCUGCCAGGGAGUUACAAUGGGGAGCAUUGAGAUACCAUCUUCCCCAUUACCUCUCUGUAUUCAGAACCUCAGCACAUCAAAUGGCUUCCAGUGUCGUUAUAUUUCAUAUUAAUAUGGAAUAAAAGUGCAGCAUUUA
This is a messenger RNA of Acanthochromis polyacanthus (spiny chromis), 1767 nucleotides long. It is a transcript of the gene ppp1r3c2b, whose product is annotated as protein phosphatase 1 regulatory subunit 3C2, duplicate b. Gene Ontology annotation, molecular function: protein phosphatase 1 binding; glycogen binding. Gene Ontology annotation, cellular component: protein phosphatase type 1 complex. The transcript is spliced from 2 exons. Gene Ontology annotation, biological process: regulation of glycogen biosynthetic process. The record is from RefSeq and is a predicted model, not a curated record. Bases 319 to 1209 code for a protein of 296 amino acids. NCBI's taxonomy places the organism in Eukaryota, Metazoa, Chordata, Actinopteri, Pomacentridae.